AUGGCCGAUUCGUCCGAAUGGGAACCGCUUAUGCAGAAGAUUACUGCAAAACUAAGUAGUACAUUGACUCAAUUGCACGAAAUAUGGAAAGAAAUAGGAUAUAAUCACGAAGUACGUUCGAUAUAUUCCAAGCAAGUAUUUGAUCAUAUAGAAGAUUUAUUAGGCGAUAUGGUUUCAGAGUCGAAACUGAAAAAAGAAACGAUAUUAGUCAAUGUUAAAGAUUUGAUGGACCAAAUAGGUGUUCUAACGAAAGAAUUAGGAACAAAUAUUACAAAUGCUGGAUAUGAAAAUCUAUCAUUAAAGGAAGUAGAAGAGGCGCUGCGCGCUGACCUACAAAAUUUACAAUAUUGCAAAACACAACGUGUGACUCAUUUAAAAAAAUUGCUUGCAAAGGAAAAAACCCUUUGUAAGGUAUUAGGCACUCAGCCAAUUAAUAUAGAAGAAAAAUUGCCUUCGGAUGAAGAACUUAAGAGUUUUGAGCUCUACCUUGAAAAACAAGAAGGUGAGAAAUGUCGUUUAGAAGCCAUUUUUAACGAACAACGUAGAGCAAUUGUUAGAAUGAUGGAUGAUUUAGGCACAUCUCCAUCAUCUAGUUUUCAACAUAUAGUAUAUGAAGAUGAUGAAAAUUAUGUCUUUAGUAAUAGCAAUAUGAAUAAACUAAGAGAACUUAGAGAAGAAUUAGAACAUAAAGUGAAUAGUGCAAAGGAACAUGUUGAAGAUAUUAGACAAAAAUUAAUUGCAUUAUGGAAAUAUCUUAACGAACCUGAACAUAUUUGUCAGUCAUUUCUUAGCAGUUACGAAGGAUAUAGUGUAGCAACUAUAAAUGCACUAACCACAGAAUUGGAGCGAUUUGGUCAAUCUAUGGGAUUUAUGUAA
This is a messenger RNA of Bombus terrestris (buff-tailed bumblebee), 876 nucleotides long. RefSeq names its product protein regulator of cytokinesis 1. The transcript is spliced from 2 exons. Bases 1 to 876 code for a protein of 291 amino acids. NCBI's taxonomy places the organism in Eukaryota, Metazoa, Arthropoda, Insecta, Hymenoptera, Apidae. Gene Ontology annotation, biological process: mitotic spindle midzone assembly; microtubule cytoskeleton organization. Gene Ontology annotation, molecular function: microtubule binding. Gene Ontology annotation, cellular component: cytoplasm; spindle; mitotic spindle midzone. The record is from RefSeq and is a predicted model, not a curated record.